This is a messenger RNA of Gavialis gangeticus (Gharial), 2671 nucleotides long. It is a transcript of the gene TOM1L1, whose product is annotated as target of myb1 like 1 membrane trafficking protein. Bases 38 to 1444 code for a protein of 468 amino acids. The transcript has 15 exons. The record is from RefSeq and is a predicted model, not a curated record. Gene Ontology annotation, cellular component: membrane; endosome. Gene Ontology annotation, biological process: signal transduction. NCBI's taxonomy places the organism in Eukaryota, Metazoa, Chordata, Crocodylia, Gavialidae. Gene Ontology annotation, molecular function: clathrin binding; ubiquitin binding; phosphatidylinositol binding.
GCCGGGGCCGGGGCCGGGCAGAGCCGCGGGACCCGCCAUGGCCUUCGGGAGGAGCGUCAGGGACCCCCUGCACAGCGCCGUGGGCAGCCUCAUCGACGAGGCCACGUCGGGCGCGCUGCCGGGCGAGGAGUGGGGCCGCUUCGUGCACAUCUGCGACCACAUCAACGCCACGGCCGAGGGGCCUAAAGAUGCUAUAAAAGCAUUAAAGAAGAAGCUUUUCAAAAACUAUAACCAUAAGGAGAUUAGAUUUACCUUGUCUCUUCUUGACAUGUGUGUGCAGAACUGUGGCCCAAGCUUUCAGUCUUUGGUUGUGAAGAAAGACUUCUGCAAAGAGAGGCUUGUGAAGCUGCUGAAUCCAAGAUAUGCUCUGCCAGCUGAUACACAGGACAAAAUCUUGACCUUUAUCAUGACUUGGGCGCGUGGGUUUCAAGGAACCGUGGAUGUGAGCGAAGUAAAGGAAGUUUACCUGGAACUACUGAAGAAAGGAGUGCAGUUUCCGCGUCCUGACACCAACACAGAGACAAAAAAGGCUUUGUCUCAGUCCGUCACUAAGUCUUCACCACUUUCUUCUGCCUCAGUGAAAUGUUCCCUAAUGCCUCUUUCCACUGCCUCAACUAUACAGCUGACUCCUGAACAGAUUGGGAAGCUGAACAGCGAACUGGAUAUGACCAAAAUGAAUGUAAAAGUCAUGUCAUCGAUAUUAAAGGAAAAUGUUCCUGGUUCAGAAAAUCCUGAAGAUAUGAACCUUUUACAGAAACUAUACAAAACAUGUCGGAUGAUGCAGGAGAGGAUCAUGGAGCUGCUGGCAAUAGUUCAGAAUGAAGAUGUGAUAAUCGAAUUAAUUCACGUGAACGAAGACCUGAAUAAUGUCCUCCUGGGACAUGAAAGGUUCUCUCGUAACCGAGUGCGCUUCUUGGAGAAUCAAAGGAUACAAAGAGAGCACACAGAGCCAUCUGCUCCUUCUUGUGAUCUACUUGACCUUCAUUCCGGUUCUGUGCUCCCUGUGUCAGCACUGAUGCAAAAUGGUGCUGUUACUUCUCAGUCUUCAGGAUUGAAUUGCAGGUCUGCAAGUGCUCCGGAUCCGAACAACCCGCAUCCUAUGCUUUACCCUAAACUGGAUUUAGGAACAGCAAAUGCUCAACAGCUCUUGUUUGCAACAGACACACAAAGUAUAAGCCAAAGCAGCCCUGCUGUCCAUACGUAUGACAACCUUUUACAUCCAGUGCCCCUGCAUCUGGUGAACCUCCAAAAUGGCAAUGCCUUAUCACUAAAUGAAGCCUUGCCAGGUGCAACACCAGCAGAUGAAUCAAAGAGCAAGUCACAGCCACAGUACUAUGAGAUAAUGGAGUUUGAUCCUUUAGCACCAAGUGAUGCCACAGAAGCUAUUUACGAAGAAAUUGAUGCUUAUUUGUCCAAACCAGAAGUUAAAGAUUCCAAAUGCUGAGACAGGAAAUGAAGUUUUGUCCCAAACGUUUAUCUCUGAUGCCAGCUUCGGAGAUCUGUUUUCUAUCAGUGACAAGCGAAUGCAAGAUUGCAUUCUGAACAUAGCAACAAGUAUUGGGAUUUUAAGUGACAGAUAUGCUUUACUUGGAUAUACCAUCAACUCUUAUCUCUAACACUACACAAAGCCUUAAACCUUGAAGUGCUAAUUUUUCAAUGGGACUAUUCUGUGUGCGUGUGUUGGCAGAAUCAGGGUUUACACCUUUAUUUAAAACAUGCUUUCAAAACUUCCCUAUUUAAAAAUAAUAUACUCUGCCUCUGACUUUAGUAGAACACAAGCAGCCUUGUAACUGUAGACAGGAGUUCUGUGUCGCAUUAACCGCUGUCAUACUGCUUAGUUUUUAUGCAGUAAACAAAAAUGGAACUUUUAUCCAUUUACAGAUGUAUAAUUUAUCUUUAUUUAAUCUAACUUCUGACUUGUCAUUGUGCAAGUACUUUGAGCGAUACCAACCAGAAAAAGAAAACCCUGGAGAUUCUUCUGUAUUCAGAAUUCUCCUACUUCAGGCCUCUUGACUGUUAUGUGAAUACGUUCACUAUGCAAUGUUCAUUGCCUUUAUAUUUUAAAUCUAAAAUCGUAAUGAUGAUGAUUUGGUUUUUUAAACCAAAUCAGGUGAAGUGCCUGUUCUCAAAACAAAGGGAAACAAUAAACUUUCUUUCAACAAACAAAUUGCUGCAUGUUGUCUCAGUAGAGACUAAAUUAAACACCAAAUACUCUUUGCCAGGCUCGUCAAGAUAGGAACAGAUGCUUUAGGAUUGUUUGCAUCUUGGUCACCAUAUCCUCCCUUUGUAAUUUAAUGGGUCUUUUCAAAAACUGGAUAUAAACCAGCCCGUAGCAUUGAGUGGUUUUUGCCAGUGUUAUCCUGAAGAGAGGGGCGGGGAAGAGAGGAAUAAUCCAUAGGGAUGGAAAAGAACUACACAGAUCACAAAAAGAUGCUGUUUUCAUUAGCAGGGCUUAAGUGCCUAUAUUUCCAUGUUGAAUGUAAAAUUUGCACUUUGCUGAAAGAUGCAGCAUUUUUUUAAUUUAAAAUUAUGAUCUAAAAUAUGACAGCUUAGUUAAUUUGGUUGUAUGACUAGCAAGUGAAAUGAUAGCCUUAUUUAAAUGGUGUGUUUUACAUUUUGAGUAUUUUAAUUUCAUAAAUGUAAGCAAUAUUAAAUUACAUUAAGUUCUCAA